Molecule: messenger RNA, 753 nt
Organism: Lotus japonicus
Lineage: Eukaryota; Viridiplantae; Streptophyta; Magnoliopsida; Fabales; Fabaceae
Exons: 1
Coding region: 1-753 (250 amino acids)
Source: RefSeq, a predicted model, not a curated record
AUGGGGCAGUGGUCAGAUGGGGUGUGGAAAUGGAAAUUCAAGUGGCGAAGGAGGUUACGAGGCCGGGAGGUGGGGUGGUUAGAUGAUCUGAUGAAGGAAUUGCUGGCCAUUUGCUUAACAGAGAAUAAAAAUGACAAAUGGAGUUGGAGGCUUGAUGGGGAAGGGGUUUAUUCAGUUAACUCAUCUUAUUUGUUUUUGCAGGAACAAAUUUUAGAGGAAGUAGACCCAGUUUUUAAAUUGGUUUGGUCAGUACCUGUUCCCUCCAAUGUCAUAGCAUUUUCUUGGAGGAUGUUGAAAGACAGAAUCCAGACGAGGAAUAAUCUCCAUAGGCGCCGGGUGAUCACAAAUGAGGAUGGUGCGUCAUGCCCCCUUUGUGGAUUGGAAGAUGAGUCUACAUCACAUCUGUUCUACUUAUGUCAGGCCACAAAUUUAAUAUGGUAUGCAUGUUCUAAUUGGUUGGGUGUUCCCUCAUCUCUGUUGCCUUCCCCACGGGAACAUUUACUUCAAUUUCCCUCCAUUGGCACCAAUAAAGCACAGAGAGUGGGAGAAUAUGUUAUUUGGAUGUCAAUUGUGUGGACUAUAUGGUUACUCCGGAAUAAAACUGUCUUCAAUGGGGAAGAAUUUGACAGGAAUCAAGUACUAGAGCUGGCACAAUUUAAGGCUUGGCAGUGGCUACGUACAAAAACGGAUGGAUUCACAUACUCUUGGUUCGAAUGGUUGAGGAACCCAAGUUACUACAUUCAAGCAUUAUGA